CUUGUUAAAUUAAGUCAUUACGGUCGUCAUUCUUCAAGCUUCGAACAAUUUCCAUAUCAAAACCAAUCUUAAAGCUUACGAUUGUCGUUUAUUGCAUCCUGUUACCAUGGAUAUUCUCGGAGGAGUCACCAUGUGGCUGAUUUUCUUCUUUCUUUGGGAUUUACCGACCAUCCAGUCGGCUUUUAUUUACUCUUCAUCUAUUCAACAGGGCAUCAAAGCGACUAGAAUGCACAAUAAUGGACAUCGGGCAAGCAGAUUCUUAAAAGAUAUUUUUGCAUCCUCUUUGACCAAACACCAUCACCAGAGUGGGUUCAAGGACACCUUUGUGCCACAUGAGUAUAUGCUUUCCAUAUAUAGGACUUACUCUAAGGCCGAAAAACUGGGGCUAAAUGCAAGUUUUUUUCAGUCAUCAAAGUCAGCUAACAUCAUUACAAGUUUUGUGGACAAAGGGCAAGACUCUGUGUCUCACAUCCCAUUGCAAAGACAAAAGUACAUUUUUAAUAUUUCAACCCUUUCCGGCAAAGAUGAACUGAUGGGUGCGGAACUGAGGAUACUCCGAAAAGCGCGAACAAAUUUUGCCACAUCAGAUACAAGUUUAUUCAACAUUCACAUAUAUUCUUGUCACUCAAAACAGAAUCUGGAUUCCUGGCCUGCUGUUGUGCGAGAUCGCAGACCACCGGUGUGGGAGGUCUUGGAUGUCUGGAAGGUUUUUAAAAAACAACUAAGUUUUUCCCAAGGCGACGAGCUUUGCUUUGAACUUCAGGCCUCUCCUGAUAAAUCUGAAGGAGAACUUAACCUGCAGCAUCUUGGAUUUAGCAGAGCCAAUAGGCUCCAGCAGGAGAAGGCAAUCUUGGUCGUUUUCACUAGGUCUCAGAAGACGGAGAACCCACUCGGCGACAGGAGAGGAAGUGCAAAGUACGGGGAGUCACGAAAGGUGGCGCAGAAGGGAGGUCCCCGAUCCAAAGCCAGGAGGAGCAGGAGGACGGUCCUAGCGAACCGGCAUGGAAGGAGAAACGGUAAAAAGGCCAAGUCGAGGUGCAGCAAGAAACCUCUUCGCGUAAAUUUUAAAGAGCUUGGCUGGGACGACUGGAUCAUAGCACCGCUUGACUAUGAGGCUUAUCACUGUGAGGGGCUGUGCGACUUCCCCCUGAGGUCGCACCUGGAGCCCACAAACCACGCCAUCAUCCAGACCCUCAUAAACUCCAUGGACCCCAGCAGCACCCCCGCCAGUUGCUGUGUUCCUGCCAAACUCAGUCCAAUCAGCAUACUGUACAUAGACUCUGGGAACAACGUUGUGUACAAGCAGUAUGAGGACAUGGUGGUGGAGUCUUGUGGUUGCAGGUAGCCCCCCCCCCUCCUGACAGUCUCUAUGGUGCAGAUCCAGACACAUGACCAGUGGUCCAUGGAUACAAGGGAGGGCUGACAUAGUGAAUUUUCUGCAGAUUUUAAGGUUCUGGUUUCUAAUUUAUCUACAGAAGCUUAUCAACAGCAGCGAAUCUGACUUACAGCUAUGAGACGUGCUUAUAAAUGGAGGCACCAUGUUCAUAUGCAUAUCUGGAAGAUUCAUCACACAACCUGGUGGUUUUCAUAAAACUCAUCAAUAAAACGUCCUUUUGGUUGCCGGGCAAAGUAAUGCAUGUCGCAGUGCUGGUCUGUUGGAUUCUACAGUGGUCAGAUGUGUAUAGAGGAUAGUCACAAAAGCAAGUACUUUCACCAAGAGGUCAGUAAAGAGCAGGUGGAAACUUACUUAACUAAAUUCCAUAGUUAGUGGAACCAGCCAAGUGAAGUAGAGCUCAAAUCAUUUAAACCCUUUAUCACGUCUCAUCAGCACCACCAUGAACCAAUUUUAUGGCUAUUUGAGAAGAUGGAUGUUAUCACCAAAGUAUAAAAGUCUAAUUGUGGUUCACAACUCUGUUCUCAAAGUGCCCCUUUGUGUAUGGCUUCCCAACCAAUCUCUUAAUUAAAUAAAGUCUGAUAGGCUAUUAUGAAUUUUGAUCUAAAAUACCGUUAAUGAUUUUAUUGUUAGGUCUGGUAACAGUUAUACAACACAGGAGUGGUAUGUUUGUGCUAAUUAAAAAGGUCAAUAAACAAAUAAUUGGUUGUAUUUCAUAACAAAUUUAUUGUGAUAAUUACAUUGCAUUAUUAAGACCCAAAGAAAUAUUUUUCUUGUCCUGUACAACACUGAUCCAAACUGAAGAUUGUUCUCUGCAAUAGUACAGCAGUGUUAAAACUUCACUUGCAGUUACAUUUCCAUAGGACCUUCCAUAAGCUGUAAUAAGGGUUUUUGCGGCACAAAUAUUGAAAUAUAUUCAAAAAUAGCAAAAAUAUAUUCAAAAAUAAGUCAGAUUCAGAAUUUAACAAUUCAGCCAUUACCCAGUUGUUUUUUUAAAGAGUUUACUUGCAACAGAAAUCAACAUGCACAGCAAUAGUCUAGGACUAUUUCUGAGAAUAAUUAUACUGUAGGGAGAAAUGUUUUUUUAGUGUUUUCUUCCACAUUCUGCUCCUCUGCAUCCACAUCGUUGCCAAAGAACUCAGUGAGAAGAACAACAUAUUAGCUUGAAAUUGUGGUUGAUUGAUCGACUUAGUUACAGCUUCGAGAUAACCAAAACAAGCCCUUUUUUCAUAUUCGUGUUGUGCUGUGUCUGAAAGGACAAGGCCAGAGGACAUUUCGACAAUGUGUGGCACCAAUGUGAUGUUACAGAUUCAAGUCCAAAGCAACAGUCUGAUUGCAGAGAGGAAAUCACAAACUUUGUGUUCAAGUCACUGUAGAAAAGGACAAAUGGAGUUAGACAGUGAGGAGGUCUAAAUGCACAAUAACUUUUAUGCACUGUGGUUUAUAUUUGAACUGUAAGUAUUUGUACAUAUAAAAUGUAGAGCUUGCCAAUGGUAAACAACAUUUCAUAAAUGUGUGUCGGUGUGCAUGUGUGUGGCUGUAUGUAGGUGUGCUGGGAUCUUUCUGUGUUUAUUUUAUUUCAUUUCAUCUGUACAGGGUGUUGAAGGUAAUGAUAUAUUUUAUGUGAGAUUAUUUUAACAAUGUACACAGCCUGUGUUAUUCUGUACUGGGGAUCAAAACUCAAUUAUCCUUGUCUACCUCAAAAAUAUAUUAACUCUUGAAAGU
Messenger RNA from Paramormyrops kingsleyae, 3118 nucleotides. RefSeq names its product growth/differentiation factor 6-A-like. Gene Ontology annotation, molecular function: cytokine activity; growth factor activity. The record is from RefSeq and is a predicted model, not a curated record. Gene Ontology annotation, biological process: BMP signaling pathway. Gene Ontology annotation, cellular component: extracellular region. NCBI's taxonomy places the organism in Eukaryota, Metazoa, Chordata, Actinopteri, Osteoglossiformes, Mormyridae.